Caenorhabditis remanei is the source of this 2544-nucleotide messenger RNA. RefSeq lists its product as uncharacterized. The coding region runs from base 1 to 2544 and encodes 847 amino acids. NCBI's taxonomy places the organism in Eukaryota, Metazoa, Nematoda, Chromadorea, Rhabditida, Rhabditidae. The transcript has 10 exons. The record is from RefSeq and is a predicted model, not a curated record.
AUGUUCAAAUCCACUGAAUUUCUAUUGCUACUAUUGGCUAGCUUUGCAUCUUCUGCUCCAUCUCAAAACUCAACAAGUGGAGAUGUGACUACAUGUCUGAAAGCAUUCUACAGAGCUGCGUAUAAUGGGGAUUACAACGGCACUGAAAGCUUUGAUUUUUUCAUGGUCAUACCAGAGCUUCAGCAAUUAGGAUUCACUCUUGCGAAAUCUUGUUUCCUGGAAAUCGCUAAAGAAGAGUGCUCUGUUUCUCAAUACAACUUACUUUCUACGAAAUAUCAACAAUUUUUGGAUGUUUUGACUACUCAACCGGCAGCUGGGACCUCUUGUUCUAACUUCUAUUUUAAAUACAACUCACUAAAGUGCCAACCAUUGAUAGAAGAUCUUGCACAGAAAGCUUUUGUGAUUUCCGAUCAUCAUCUGAAGCUGAAUGAUACAAAAAUAUUGGAUACUAUUGAUUUGUGCGCGAAAGUUGAGAUGUGCCUGGUACCCGAAUGUUAUCAUACAGAAAAAGCGAAGAAAGGGAUUCAUGACAGUUGCAAAGAAAUUGGAAUGCGGAACACGGAGUUUACUGCGUGUAUGCUGAAAAUCCAGAAGUUGCAACCAGAUUUUUCCGAGUACUCCUGUUUGGAUGAUCUCGAUUUCUCUAGCCCGAACGAGCAAGUUGUAAUCGAGUUAUUCACGACGAAGAAAGAUUGUUCUUAUAAAAUUAUGAAAGAAUUUUGUGGAGAAAAGGCUGUGCAGGAUUUCAAUUAUUAUGCAUCGCUGACCGUCAGAGUUAAUGUGAAAGCGUCUCAAGUGAAUAAUGUGUUCACAUUCACUCUCACAACAUAUCGAAUCAUGUAUAUUCUUCUACGUCUUAUUUUCACAUUCUUAUUAUUUCUUGGUCUUGCAUUCACUGCUCCAUCUCAAAACUCAACUAAUGCAGAUGUGACUUCAUGUUUAACAGAAUUCUAUAGAAUGGCUUAUACUGGGGAAUACAACUGUACAAAAAGUUUGGACUUAUUUUCGGAUAAUCAAGAGACUAAAAUUGCAAGUUUCAAAAAAGCGAAAUCUUGUUUUCUGGAAGUCGCCAAAGAAGAAUGUCCAAUUUCUCAGUACAACUUUUUAUCAACAAAGUAUGACAGCUUCCUGGAUAGUCUGAGUGCAACACCUCCGGCUGGUACAUCUUGUUCAGAUUUGUACUAUAAAUAUAACUCAGCAAAGUGUACAUCUUUAUACGAAGAAACUGGAAAAAAGAUGGUGCCGUUAGCAACAUUGGAUGUGAAAAUUAACGACACCAGAAUGUUGGAACUUCUCAGAUUGUGUGACAAAACGAUGGCAUGUUUGUCUCCGGAGUGCUACUAUCCAGAAGAGAAAGUGAAGUAUCUCCAUGACCGUUGUGAAGAAAUGGCCCUAAAGAAUACAGAGUUCGCAGCUUGCCUCAUUAAAAUCGACAAAUUGUCCCCAGAUUUUUCCGAAUAUCCUUGCCUAGACGGUCUUGAUUUCAAUAGCCAGAAUGAGGAAACACAAAUUGAGAUUUUGACAUUAAAGAAGAAAUGUGCGAAGACUAUAAUGGAAGACAUCUGUGGGGAGAGGGCGGUCGAAAACUUUGAUUACAAUACUGCACUGACAGUCAGGAUUUUCGUUAUGAACUCGCAAUUGAGAAAAGUUGUUUUUGAUAAUAGUAAUUCUAUUACUCAAAAAUCUGCCUACACUGCUGGAAAGUCAUGUUUUUUGGAGACUGUAAAGAAACUAUGCACCCAGGUUCAAGUGGAUGAACUCACCUCAGAAUAUGACUAUUUUGUGGAAGUUCUCACAGAUAGACCUUCUGAUGAAGAAGGUUGUGAUAGCCCGUAUUAUCAGUACAAUGGUCUUAAAUCGGCGUAUCAUAAAUCUUACAACUGCACGAGUGGUUUUGAGUAUUUGUCGAAUAAUUCUACCGUGCAAAAGAGUGCAUUCACAGAUGGGAAAUCUUGUUUUAUAGAGGUUGCGAAAGAUGUAUGUGCUCCUACCGACGUCGUGCAAAUCAAUGCGGAAUACAAUUCAUUCAUAGAAAUUCUCACAGAGAAAUCUUCGGAUGAAACGAAUUGUUCAGAACCAUAUUAUCAACACAGUGCUCUAAAAUGUUUCCCGGUUCUUCAAGAUAUGGCUGUGAAACUUAAAGAUGUAGUUGAUGUUCACACCGAAAUCAACGACACAAGAGUUCUGAAAUUGAUUAAUUUAUGCGAGCAAGCAACAGCUUGCAUAAAACAAACAUGUCUCAAGGAAACAGAGCAAACGCGGAUUAUAGAUACCUGUGCGAUGAUAAAAAUGAAAAACUCGGAGUUCAUUGCAUGCAACCAUAAAAUUCAAGAAAAACUAGCCGACUUGUCAAACCACACUUGUUUGGAUGACUUUGAUUUCAAUUUGGAAACGAAUGAACUGACAGUCGAAUUGUAUUCAAAGAAGAAGGAAUGCACUCUAGAAAUAAUGAGAGAUUCAUGUGGAGAAUCGGCUGUGGAUAACUUUGAUUAUUAUGCAGACCUUCUGGUAAAACAAUCUAAUCCUGUUCAGCAACUUGAUUAA